AGGGGGGAGGAGGGGGGAAGAGAAGUGAAAUUGUCAAAGUCAGAGGAUCUUAGAUCAGCUGUUAGCUGUCUGUCACCGACAACGUCAACUGAACCGAUAGCUGAAAGCCGGGCUCAACGACCACCUCAACGGAACGUCCAAGUCAGAGGCCCCGCAGCGUCGCACCGUUUUCAGUCAGAAUGAACUCGCUACCGGGAAGAGCCGCGCUGUCUCUGUGCAGGCGCACGGCCGCCGGCGGGAUGAGGGUCUUCGCCGGUUCUCCGGGCCACCCUGCUGGUGCCGUGGCGGUGGACCGGGCCUCUCUCCAGGCUGUGCGGGUCUGCCACUCCGGCACGAGCCGCCAGGGCAGCACGACUACCAAGAAGCGGGGCUACGACAUCACCAGGAACCCGCACCUCAAUAAGGGAAUGGCGUUCACCCUGGAGGAGCGCUUACAGCUGGGCAUCCACGGCCUGCUGCCCCCCUGCUUCCUCUCCCAGGAUGUGCAAGUACUGCGUGUCAUGAAGAGCUACGAAACACGCGCCGAUCCUUUGGACAAGUACAUCCUGCUAAUGACGCUGCAGGACAGGAACGAGAAGUUGUUCUACCGUUUGCUGACCUCUGACAUCGAGGAGUUCAUGCCCAUCGUGUACACUCCCACAGUGGGCCUGGCCUGCCAACAAUACGGCCACGCCUUCAGGAGACCCCGGGGACUCUUCAUCACCAUCCAUGACAGAGGCCACAUCGCUACCAUGCUCAACUCCUGGCCUGAGGCGGACAUAAAGGCCGUCGUGGUGACGGACGGGGAGCGUAUCCUCGGCCUGGGGGACCUAGGAACCUACGGCAUGGGGAUCCCCGUCGGGAAGCUGGCGCUCUACACAGCCUGCGGCGGCGUGCAGCCCCAGCAGUGUCUCCCCGUGCUGCUGGACGUCGGCACUGAUAACCAGGCCCUGCUGGACGACCCGUUGUACAUUGGACUGAAGCACAAGCGGAUCAGAGGGAAGGAGUACGACGAGCUGGUUGACGAGUUCAUGCAGGCGGUGACAGACAAGUACGGGAUGAGCUGCCUCAUUCAGUUUGAGGAUUUCGCCAACAGCAACGCCUUUCGCAUCCUCAACAAAUACAGGAAUCGAUACUGCACCUUCAACGAUGACAUCCAGGGCACGGCCUCUGUAGCCGUUGCUGGGAUGUUGGCUGCUCUGAAGAUCACAAAGAAUACACUCCUGGACCACACCGUUGUGUUCCAGGGGGCGGGUGAGGCUGCCCUGGGAAUCGCUCACCUACUCAUGAUGGCCAUGGCCAAAGAAGGAAUAAGUAGAGAAGAAGCUGCCAAGAGAAUCUGGAUGGUGGACUCAAAGGGUCUCAUUGUGAAGGGACGAGGAAAUCUCAACCACGAGAAGCAAGAGUUUGCUCAUGAUCACCCGCACAUAAAAACUUUGGAGGAAGUGGUGGCCACCGUCAAACCCACUGCCAUCAUAGGAGUGGCUGCUGUCGCCGGAGCGUUCACGGAGAAGAUCAUCAAAGACAUGGCGUCCUUCAAUGAGAGGCCGAUCAUCUUCGCCCUGAGUAAUCCCACCAGCAAGGCGGAGUGCACCGCAGAGCAGUGCUACCAGCUCACAGAGGGCCGGGGCAUCUUUGCCAGUGGAAGUCCGUUCGACAAAGUGACGAUGGCUGAUGGACGCACCUUUGUCCCCGGCCAGGGAAACAAUGCCUACGUCUUCCCCGGAGUUGCUUUGGGUGUCAUUGCUUGUGGAGUACGCCACAUAUCUGAUGACAUCUUCCUCACCACGGCAGAGGCGAUAGCUAAUAUGGUAACAGAGGAGAACUUGGCAGAGGGAAGACUCUAUCCUCCUCUUAAUUCCAUAAGGGAGGUGUCCUUUAAGAUCGCCGUGAAGAUUGUCAACUAUGCGUACAAAAACAACAUGGCUUCACUGUACCCCGAGCCCAAAGACAAGGAGGCCUUUGUGCUGUCUCACAUCUACAGUCCAGAUUACGACUCCUUCACUCUGGACACAUACAGCUGGCCACAGGAAGCCAUGAAUGUCCAGGACGUGUGAUCCUGCCUCUCACUCCCCAAACUCUGUGUGCUGAUGUGUUCUCAUGUACAAUUUUGGCAUCGCCUCUGUUCAGGAACUUUGCCAAUGAUCCUCGCCUGUUAGCUUUCUCUUUGUUUCUGUCUUUCAUUUAUAAAUGGUUGUAAUUCUGUAGUGAGUUGUAUUUCCGUCUUUCAGAAAUGAACUUCAGUUGUGCGUACCUGAGAUCAAGACUGAGUAAACUAUGUAAUGGUCACACUCAUGAACAGCAUAUCAGAUGUCUUAAGCGUGGCCUAUAUGAUUUAAGCAACAAAAAAAACUACACUCCUUACGUUAGAUUGUCCAGCAAAAUAUUUUUUAGAGCUGAAUCAGAGCUGGUGGAAUGAAAAAAAUCUAUACUGAUCAACAAUAAUGCACAAUGCUCCCUCUUGCCUAAACAGAGCACUCAUUAUAAAGCUUUAAAAAUGAACAGAAACUUUCAGUGCCUCCAACUAUUUGGCUUCAGGAUUCCACUGCUGUAGCUGGCGCUUCGUACGCUACACUCCUCUCUGCCCACAUUAGACUUAAACACUGCGUGUUCGUCUCUGCCUCCCUUUGAUAACCAGUCACUCUUAUCGGGAGGCGCUUCUGUUGAUGUGUUUAGAGGAGGCAUAUUGGGGCAUAUGAUGUCACCAUCAGGAUGUUUUUGUAUUACCAUGAUGUCUUUUGGUUUUGUACCGAGAUCUCUUCCGGUUGUGUUUUAGCCAAAAUUACAGAUUAACUAUCUUCUAUUUGACUCCUCUGAUACUCUGCAAGCUCUAGUAUUGGAUAUGUUCAAACGUUUUUUAAAGGGAACAGGAAACUUUUAAAAUGAAAUUGUAAGCAAAAUAUUAAAGAUUUAUGGCUUUUUUGGA
This is a messenger RNA of Pungitius pungitius (ninespine stickleback), 2905 nucleotides long. It is a transcript of the gene me3, whose product is annotated as malic enzyme 3, NADP(+)-dependent, mitochondrial. Gene Ontology annotation, molecular function: NAD binding; malate dehydrogenase (decarboxylating) (NADP+) activity. Lineage: Eukaryota; Metazoa; Chordata; Actinopteri; Perciformes; Gasterosteidae. The record is from RefSeq and is a predicted model, not a curated record. Gene Ontology annotation, biological process: pyruvate metabolic process; malate metabolic process. The coding region runs from base 180 to 2036 and encodes 618 amino acids. Gene Ontology annotation, cellular component: mitochondrion. The transcript is spliced from 15 exons.